Metarhizium album ARSEF 1941 is the source of this 5580-nucleotide messenger RNA. RefSeq names its product fatty acid synthase subunit alpha. Gene Ontology annotation, cellular component: fatty acid synthase complex. Gene Ontology annotation, biological process: long-chain fatty acid biosynthetic process. The transcript has 3 exons. Bases 1 to 5580 code for a protein of 1859 amino acids. NCBI's taxonomy places the organism in Eukaryota, Fungi, Ascomycota, Sordariomycetes, Hypocreales, Clavicipitaceae. The record is from RefSeq and is a predicted model, not a curated record. Gene Ontology annotation, molecular function: fatty acid synthase activity; 3-oxoacyl-[acyl-carrier-protein] synthase activity; holo-[acyl-carrier-protein] synthase activity.
AUGCGGCCCGAAGUCGAGCAGGAGCUUGCUCACACCCUGCUCGUUGAGCUGCUGGCAUACCAAUUCGCCUCGCCGGUGAGAUGGAUCGAGACCCAAGAUGUUUUCCUCGCCGAGAGGACAGCAGAGCGUGUCGUUGAAGUUGGUCCUGCCGACACCCUUGGUGUUAUGGCCAAACGAACUCUUGCAUCCAAGUACGAGUCUUACGAUGCAGCCAAAUCCGUUCAGCGGCAAAUUCUCUGCUACAACAAGGAUGCAAAGGAAAUCUACUACGAUGUUGACCCUGUCGAUGAAGAGCCCGAGCCUGAUGCUGGCUCAAGUGCACCAGCUGCAGAUGCUGGUACUGCUGCCCCUGCCUCGGCGCCGGCUGCUGCUGCUCCUCCUCCGCCAAGCGCCGGCCCGGCUGUCCAGGUUCUCGAUCAGCCUGUUCAGGCCAUUGAUAUCGUACGCGCUUUGAUUGCCCAGAAAUUGAAGAAGCCUCUUCUGGAAGUUCCUUUGGGCAAAGCAAUUAAGGACCUUGUUGGCGGCAAGUCAACACUACAAAACGAAAUUCUCGGUGACCUAGGCAAAGAAUUCGGUUCGACCCCCGAAAAGCCAGAAGAUACCCCGCUGGAUGAACUUGGUGCCUCAAUGCAGGCCACUUUUGACGGCAAUCUGGGCAAGCAGUCUCAGUCCUUGAUCGCCAGAUUAAUAUCGUCCAAGAUGCCUGGUGGUUUCAACAUCACAGCUGCCCGCAAGUACUUGGAGACAAGAUGGGGCUUGGGAGCUGGUCGUCAGGAUGGCGCCUUGCUUCUGGCGCUGACUAUGGAGCCUGCCACUCGUCUCGGAUCUGAGGGCGAUGCCAAGGCCUUCCUCGACGACGUUACCCAAAAAUACGCCGCCAAUGCUGGUGUCAGCUUGAACAGCGCGUCAUCUUCCGGUCCCGCUGGCGGUGCCGGUGCCGGCAUGAUGAUGGACCCUGCCGCAAUUGAUGCUCUGACCAAGGACCAGCGGGCUCUAUUCAAGCAGCAGCUCGAGCUGUUUGCCCGCUACCUCAAGAUGGAUCUUCGGUCCGGUGACAAAGCUGCUAUUGAUUCACAGAAGUCCGAAAAGGUUCUCCAGGCCCAGCUUGACCUGUGGACUGCUGAACAUGGCGACUUCUACGCCGCCGGCAUUGAGCCCGUAUUCAGUCCUCUCAAGGCCCGCACCUACGAUUCAUCCUGGAAUUGGGCUCGUCAGGAUGCUCUGAGCAUGUACUUUGACGUCAUUUUCGGCCGUCUCCAGGCUGUCGACCGUGAGAUUGUCAGCCAAUGUAUCCGCAUCAUGAACCGCUCAAACCCCAAGCUUUUGGACUUCAUGCAAUACCACAUCGAUAACUGCCCCACGGAGCGCGGAGAGACAUACAAGCUCGCCAAGGAGCUUGGGCAGAUGCUUAUUGAGAACUGCAAGGAGGUCUUGGACGUCUCUCCGGUAUACAAGGAUGUUGCCGUUCCAACUGGCCCCCGUACCACGGUCGAUGCUCGUGGCAACCUCAAUUACGAGGAAGUUCCCCGGGCCAGCUGCCGCAAACUCGAGCACUAUGUUCAGCAAAUGGCCGAGGGCGGCAAGAUCUCAGAGUAUGGCAACCGUACAAAGGUUCAAAACGACCUACAACGCAUCUACAAGCUCAUCAAACAGCAGCACAAGAUGUCAAAAACAUCCCAGCUCGAGAUCAAGAGCUUGUAUGGCGAUGUCCUGCGCUCCCUUGCCAUGAAUGAAAGCCAGAUCUUGUCCAAGGAGAAUAACAAGGGUAAGAAGGGCGGUCUCCGCGGGAUUAGCCAGAACAAGGGCAAAGUUGAGACCAUUCCCUUCCUCCACCUGAAGCGCAAGACUCUCCACGGCUGGGACUAUAGCAAGAAGCUCACUGCUGCCUACCUCAACUGUCUUGAAGAUAGUGCUAGGGCUGGUGUGACUUACCACGGCAAACAUGUCCUCAUGACUGGUGCCGGUGCCGGAUCAAUCGGUGCUGAAGUUCUCCAGGGCCUCAUCAGCGGCGGUGCAAAGGUCGUAGUGACUACCAGCCGAUUCUCUCGUGAGGUCACCGAGUAUUACCAGUCCAUGUACUCCCGAUAUGGAUCUCGUGCCUCUCAGAUUGUUGUCGUUCCAUUCAACCAGGGAAGCAAGCAGGAUGUCGAGGCUCUCGUUGAGUAUAUUUAUGACCCGAAGAACGGUCUCGGAUGGGACCUUGACUACAUUGUUCCCUUUGCUGCCAUUUCUGAGGCUGGACGCCAGAUCGAUGGCAUUGACUCACGCUCUGAACUUGCUCACAGAAUCAUGCUCACGAACCUCAUUCGUCUUUUGGGCUGCGUCAAAACUCAAAAGGCUGAGCGUGGCUUUGAGACUCGUCCUGCUCAAGUUGUCCUCCCUCUCUCUCCCAACCACGGUACCUUUGGUAACGAUGGUCUCUAUUCCGAAUCCAAGCUUGCCCUCGAGACCCUUUUUAACCGUUGGCAUUCCGAAAGCUGGGCCAAUUACCUCACUAUUUGUGGUGCUGUGAUUGGUUGGACCCGUGGAACUGGGCUCAUGUCAGGCAACAACAUUGUCGCCGAAGGCGUUGAGGCUUUCGGUGUCCGCACUUUCUCUCAACAAGAAAUGGCCUUCAACUUGCUCGGCCUAAUGUCCCCCGCCAUUGUCGACCUUUGCCAAGCGGAGCCAGUCUUCGCUGAUCUCAACGGUGGCCUGCAGUUUAUCCCCAACCUCAACGAGGCUAUGACCAAGCUUCGCAAGGACAUUAUGGAGACUAGCGAGAUUCGGAGAGCUGUCUCCAAAGAAAGCGCCAUCGAGAACUCUAUCGUCAAUGGUGCCAACUCCGAUGUCCUCUACAAGAAGAAGAUUAUUUCUCCUCGUGCCAAUAUCAAGUUCGACUUCCCUCCUUUGCCGGAUUGGAAGAUCGAUGUUUCUCCCCUCAACGACAAGCUCAGGGGCAUGGUCGAUCUGGACAAGGUGGUGGUUGUUACCGGUUUCGCCGAACUCGGUCCAUGGGGCAAUUCUCGUACGCGAUGGGAGAUGGAAGCGUACGGAGAGUUUUCCCUCGAGGGUUGCGUCGAAAUGGCUUGGAUCAUGGGUCUCAUUCGCAACCACAAUGGUGCCAUCAAGGGCAAACCUUACUCCGGUUGGGUCGACGCCAAGUCCGGUGAGCCUGUUGACGACAAGGACAUCAAGCAGAGGUAUGAGAAGCACAUUUUGGAGCAUUCCGGUAUUCGCUUGAUCGAGCCCGAGCUCUUUGAAGGCUACGAUCCCAACCAGAAGCAGCUGCUUCACGAGGUUGUUAUUGAAGAGGAUCUGGAACCUUUCGAAGCCUCCAAGGAGACCGCUGAAGAGUUCAAGCGUGAACACGGCGACAAGGUUGAAAUCUUUGAGAUUCCUGACAGUGGUGAGUAUAUCGUUCGCAUGAAAAAGGGGGCUUCUCUCUGGAUCCCCAAGGCCCUCCGCUUCGACCGUCUGGUUGCCGGUCAGAUCCCGACUGGUUGGGACCCCAAGCGAUAUGGAAUUCCCGAAGACAUCAUCUCUCAGGUCGACCCAGUUACCCUAUUCCUUCUUGUGUGCACUGCUGAGGCUCUGUUGUCGGCCGGCAUCACCGAUCCGUAUGAGUUCUACAAAUAUGUCCACGUUUCCGAAGUUGGUAACUGUGUCGGUUCCGGUAUGGGUGGGUCGGCAGCUCUCCGAGGCAUGCACAAAGAUCGCUUCUUAGACAAGCCUCUUCAGAAUGAUAUUCUUCAGGAGUCUUUCAUCAACACCAUGGCUGCCUGGGUGAACAUGUUACUCAUCUCUUCUUCUGGUCCCAUCAAGACUCCUGUCGGAGCUUGCGCCACCGCUGUGGAAUCGGUCGAUGUUGGUUACGAAACCAUUAUGGAGGGCAAGGCUCGUGUGUGCUUAGUCGGUGGUUUUGAUGACUUUGGCGAGGAAGGGUCCUACGAAUUCGCCAACAUGAAGGCCACCAGCAACACUGUGGACGAGCUUAACCACGGCCGUACUCCCAAAGAAAUGUCUCGUCCCACCACAACCACCCGUAACGGAUUCAUGGAGUCCCAAGGUUGCGGUAUCCAAGUCAUCAUGACUGCUCAGCUCGCUGUGGACAUGGGAGUUCCCAUCUAUGGUGUCCUGGCUCUCACCACCACGGCUUCUGACAAGAUUGGCCGCUCUGUACCUGCCCCUGGUCAAGGUGUCCUUACCACCGCUCGCGAGCAUGCUGGCAAAUUCCCCUCGCCGCUGCUCGAUAUCGAUUACCGGCGUCGCCAGAUUGAGCGCCGCAAGAAACAGAUUAAGCAGUGGCAUGAGUCUGAGCUGGAGUUCAUCCACGACGAAAUCGAUGCCAUGAAGGCUCAAGAUCCCUCUUUUGAUGAGAAACUAUAUGCUCAGGAGCGCUUUGCGCACAUCGAGAAUGAGGCAAUUCGACAAGAAAAGGAGCUGCUUCGUAGCAUGGGGAACAAUUUCUGGAAGAACGAUCCCAGCAUUGCUCCUCUCCGUGGCGCUUUGGCCACCUGGGGUCUCACCAUUGACGAUCUGGACGUCGCUUCCUUCCAUGGCACCUCGACCAAAGCCAACGACAAGAACGAGUCGUCCGUUAUUUGCCAGCAGCUGCGCCAUCUCGGACGAUCCAGGGGCAAUGCUGUGAUGGGUAUCUUUCAAAAGUACCUCACUGGUCAUCCCAAGGGUGCCGCCGGUGCCUGGAUGAUGAAUGGCUGUCUGCAAGUUCUCAACAGCGGUUUGGUCCCUGGCAACCGCAACGCUGACAAUGUCGAUCCCGUCAUGGAGGAGUUCGACCUGAUUGUCUACCCCAGCCGUUCAAUCCAGACGGACGGUAUCAAAGCGUUCUCUGUUACCUCUUUCGGUUUCGGUCAGAAGGGCGCCCAGGCUAUUGGUAUUCACCCCAAGUAUCUGUUUGCAACCCUCGACCAGACGACCUACCAGCAGUACUGCUCCAAGGUGGAGGCGCGUCAGAAGAAGGCCUACCGCUAUUUCCACAACGGUCUCAUCAAUAAUAGCCUGUUUGUGGCCAAGACCAAGGCUCCAUACACUGACGAGCAGCUUAGCAAGGUGUUGCUCAAUCCCGACGCUCGUGUGAGUGAGGACAAGAAAUCUUCUGAGCUCAAAUACUCUGAGGAUUUUAUGAAGCAAUCCGAGAAAGCAAUGACCUCUGCUCGUGCUGCUGAAACCGAAAAAGUCAUGGAGACUCUGGCUCGAAAGGUUGCCAACAAGAAUAGCAAUGUUGGUGUUGAUGUAGAGGACAUCGCUGCCAUCAAUAUUGAGAAUGAGACCUUUUUGGAGCGAAACUUCACGUCGCAGGAGAUCAAAUACUGCAAAGGGGCUCCCAGCCCCCAGAGUUCCUUUGCCGGUCGGUGGAGCGCCAAGGAGGCCGUGUUCAAAUCCCUCGGUGUCGCCAGCAGGGGUGCAGGCGCUGCCAUGAAGGAAAUUGAAAUUGUGAAGGAUGACAACGGUGCUCCCACGGUUAAGCUCCACGGUGAGGCUGCUGCUGCUGCUGCCAAGGUUGGUGUGAAGGACAUUUCGCUGUCCAUCUCGCACUCCGACAAUCAGGCUAUUGCUGUUGCGGUUACCAACGUUUGA